Messenger RNA from Fragaria vesca subsp. vesca, 1485 nucleotides. NCBI's taxonomy places the organism in Eukaryota, Viridiplantae, Streptophyta, Magnoliopsida, Rosales, Rosaceae. The record is from the annotation of a RefSeq genome assembly.
AUGGAAAAACAGUGGUUUGGUUCGCUCUUGUUUAGCGGGGAGUUAGAAUACGGGCGUAGGCUAAGUAAAUCAAUGGCCGGUUUUGGUCCUUUUGAAAAUAUUGAAAAUACCGGUAUAAGUGAAGAUCCAAUUAUAGAUGAUAUGGAUAAAGACGUGUCUAAUUGUAGUGACAAGUCUAAUUCCAGUAAUGUUGAUCAUUUAGUCGGCGGCGGAUCCCUUCGGAAUUUAAUAUCGGAUGAGACUUUUUUCGUUAUGGAUAGUAAUAAGGACGGUUAUUCCAUAUAUUUUGAUAUUGAAAAUAAAAAUUUUGAGAUUGACACCGACCGUUCUUUUCUAAGUGAACUAAAAAGUUCGUUUUAUAGUUAUCAGACUUCGAGUUAUAUGAAUAAUGCAACUAAAAGUGACGAUAAUCGCCACGACCAUUACGUGUAUGAUACUAAUUCUAAUUAUAGUUGGAAUAAUCACAUUACUAGUUGCAUUGACAGUUAUCUUCGGUCUCAAAUUUGUCUUGAUAGUUAUAUUUUAAGCAAUAGUGACAAUUACAGUGAUAGUUACAUUUAUAGUUACAUUUGUGGCGAAAGCAGAAAUAGUAGUAAAAGCGGGAGUUCCAGUAUCAAAACUAGCAAGGAUGGUAGUGAUUUAACUAUAAGAUCUAAUAAUUUAAAUGUAACUCAAAAAUACAGGCAUUUGUGGAUUCAAUGUGAAAAUUGUUAUGGAUUAAAUUAUAAGAAAUUUUUAAAAUCCAAAAUGAAUAUUUGUGAACAGUGUGGAUGUCAUUUGAAAAUGAGUAGUUUCGAUAGAAUCGAACUUUCGAUUGAUCCGGGUACUUGGGAUCCUAUGAAUGAAGACAUGGUCUCUCUGGAUCCCAUUGAAUUUCAUUCGGAAGAGGAACCUUAUAAAGAUCGUAUUGAUUCUUAUCAAAAAAAUACAGGAUUAACUGAGGCUGUUCAAACAGGCACAGGUCAAUUAAAUGGCAUUCCCGUAGCAAUCGGGGUUAUGGAUUUUCAGUUUAUGGGGGGUAGUAUGGGAUCCGUAGUAGGUGAAAAAAUCACACGUUUGGCUGAGUAUGCUACCAAUAAACUUUUACCUCUUAUUCUAGUGUGUGCUUCCGGAGGAGCCCGCAUGCAAGAAGGAAGUUUGAGCUUAAUGCAAAUGGCUAAAAUAUCUUCCGUUUUAUAUGAUUAUCAAUCAAAUAAAAAAUUAUUUUAUGUCGCAGUUCUUACAUCCCCUACCACGGGUGGGGUGACGGCUAGUUUUGGUAUGUUGGGAGAUAUCAUUAUUGCUGAACCCAACGCUUACAUUGCAUUUGCAGGUAAAAGAGUAAUUGAACAAACAUUGAAUAAGACAGUACCCGAGGAUUCACAAGUGGCUGAAUAUUUAUUCCAUAAGGGCUUAUUCGAUCCAAUCGUACCACGUAAUCCUUUAAAGGACGUUCUGAGUGAAUUAUUUCGACUACAUGCUUUCUUUCCUUUGGAUCAAACUUAG